UGCGCUCAUCGGGUUGGCUGAAAACCUUUCGAAGUCACGUGACAGACGGCGUCGGGAGCAGGAAAGAUGGCGGCGUCCAAGGUGAAGCAGGACAUGCCUCCAUCUGGAGGUUAUGGGCCGUUCGAUUACAAGCGAAAUCUUCCCAAAAGAGGCUUUUCUGGAUACACCAUGUUCGGAAUCGGUAUCGGGGUCAUGAUACUCGGCUAUUGGAGGCUUUUUAAAUGGAACAGAGAAAGGAGGCGGCUGCAGAUCGAGGAGCUGGAGGCCAGGAUAGCUCUCCUGCCACUUCUGCAGGCCGAACACGACAGGAGGACGCUACGGAUGCUACGCGAAAACCUAGAGGAAGAGGUCAGAAUCAUGAAGGACGUCCCUGGCUGGAAGGUGGGCGAGAAUGUGUUCCACACAGAGCGCUGGGUACAGCCUGUCUCCGAUGAACUCUUCAACCUUCGGCCGAAGGAUGAGCUCCACCGCAAGAAGUUUGGGUUCCAGUGGUACGUGUAGGACCCGCCCAAGCUCCAUCCAAGCUCCACCCCAGUCUUCCAUCAAAACAUCUGUCUUUGAAUCCUGGAGGACAGGAGUUUGCCCACUUGUCUUGUAAAUGUCAGUAAUUAAAUAUUUUUUUCUCUACUUCACAAA
Brienomyrus brachyistius is the source of this 636-nucleotide messenger RNA. RefSeq names its product NADH:ubiquinone oxidoreductase subunit A13 (gene ndufa13). The record is from RefSeq and is a predicted model, not a curated record. The transcript is spliced from 5 exons. Bases 67 to 501 code for a protein of 144 amino acids. Lineage: Eukaryota; Metazoa; Chordata; Actinopteri; Osteoglossiformes; Mormyridae.